This is a messenger RNA of Nycticebus coucang (slow loris), 6026 nucleotides long. It is a transcript of the gene NCAM1, whose product is annotated as neural cell adhesion molecule 1. The transcript has 20 exons. Gene Ontology annotation, molecular function: protein binding. The record is from RefSeq and is a predicted model, not a curated record. Gene Ontology annotation, cellular component: membrane. NCBI's taxonomy places the organism in Eukaryota, Metazoa, Chordata, Mammalia, Primates, Lorisidae. The coding region runs from base 197 to 3595 and encodes 1132 amino acids. Gene Ontology annotation, biological process: cell adhesion.
CUGUCACUCAUUCUCCGAUCAGCGCGUGAACGCAGCUCGGCAGCCCCUGGCAGGAAACAAUUCUGCAAAAAUAAUCAUACUCAGCCUGGCAAUUGUCUGCCCCUAGGUCUGUUGCUCUGCCGCCGUCCACACUCGCUGCAAGGGGGGACACAGAAUUUACCGCGGCAAGAACAUCCUUCCCAGCCAGCAGAUUACAAUGCUGCAAACUAAGGAUCUCAUCUGGACUUUGUUUUUCCUGGGAACUGCAGUUUCUCUGCAGGUGGACAUCGUUCCCAGCCAAGGAGAAAUCAGCGUUGGAGAGUCCAAAUUCUUCCUAUGCCAAGUGGCGGGAGAUGCCAAAGAUAAAGACAUCUCCUGGUUCUCCCCCAAUGGAGAAAAGCUGACCCCGAACCAGCAGCGCAUCUCGGUGGUGUGGAACGAUGACUCCUCUUCCACCCUCACCAUCUACAAUGCCAACAUUGAUGAUGCCGGCAUUUACAAGUGUGUGGUCACAGGCGAGGACGGCAGCGAGUCAGAGGCCACCGUCAACGUGAAGAUCUUCCAGAAGCUCAUGUUCAAGAAUGCACCGACCCCACAGGAGUUCAGGGAGGGGGAAGAUGCUGUGAUCGUGUGUGAUGUCGUCAGCUCCCUGCCACCAACCAUCAUCUGGAAACACAAAGGCCGAGAUGUCAUCCUGAAAAAAGACGUCCGAUUCAUAGUCCUGUCCAACAACUACCUGCAGAUCCGGAGCAUCAAGAAAACAGACGAGGGCACUUAUCGCUGUGAGGGCAGAAUCCUGGCGCGGGGGGAGAUCAACUUCAAGGACAUUCAGGUCAUUGUGAAUGUGCCGCCCACCGUGCAGGCCAGGCAGAACAUCGUGAAUGCCACCGCCAACCUUGGCCAGUCCGUCACCCUGGUGUGUGAUGCUGAAGGCUUCCCAGAGCCCACCAUGAGCUGGACAAAGGAUGGAGACCAGAUCGAGGCUGAGGAAGACGACGAGAAGUACAUCUUCAGCGACGACAGCUCCGAGCUGACCAUCAGGAAGGUGGACAAGAACGAUGAGGCCGAGUAUGUCUGCAUUGCUGAGAACAAGGCCGGCGAGCAGGAUGCGUCCAUCCACCUCAAAGUCUUUGCAAAGCCCAAAAUCACGUAUGUAGAGAACCAGACUGCCAUGGAAUUGGAAGAGCAGGUUACUCUCACCUGUGAAGCCUCCGGGGACCCCAUUCCUUCCAUCACCUGGAGAACCUCCACCCGGAACAUCAGCAGCGAAGAAAAGGCUUCGUGGACUCGACCAGAGAAGCAAGAGACCCUGGACGGGCACAUGGUGGUGCGCUCCCAUGCCCGCGUGUCGUCUCUGACCCUGAAGAGCAUCCAGUACACGGACGCGGGAGAGUACAUCUGCACGGCCAGCAACACCAUCGGCCAGGACGCCCAGUCCAUGUACUUGGAAGUGCAAUAUGCCCCCAAGCUCCAAGGCCCUGUGGCAGUGUACACUUGGGAGGGAAACCAGGUGAACAUUACCUGCGAAGUAUUUGCCUUCCCCAGCGCCACCAUCUCAUGGUUCCGGGACGGUCAGCUGCUGCCAAGUUCCAACUACAGCAACAUCAAGAUCUAUAAUACCCCAUCUGCCAGCUACCUGGAGGUGACCCCAGACUCUGAAAAUGAUUUUGGAAACUACAACUGUACUGCAGUGAACCGCAUUGGGCAGGAGUCCUUGGAAUUCAUCCUUGUUCAAGCAGACACGCCCUCUUCACCAUCCAUCGACCGGGUGGAGCCGUACUCCAGCACAGCACAGGUGCAGUUUGAUGAGCCAGAGGCCACAGGCGGGGUGCCCAUCCUCAAAUACAAGGCCGAGUGGAGAGCAAUGGGUGAAGAAGCGUGGCAUUCCAAGUGGUACGAUGCCAAAGAAGCCAGCAUGGAAGGCAUUGUCACCAUCGUGGGGCUGAAGCCGGAGACGAGGUACGCGGUGAGGCUGGCAGCCCUCAACGGCAAAGGGCUGGGUGAGAUCAGCAUGGCCUCCGAGUUCAAGACGCAGCCAGUCCGAGAACCCAGCGCACCUAAGCUGGAAGGGCAGAUGGGUGAGGAUGGCAACUCCAUCAAGGUGAAGCUGAUCAAGCAGGACGAUGGCGGCUCCCCCAUCCGGCACUAUCUGGUCAAGUACAGAGCGCUGUCCUCCGAGUGGAAACCAGAGAUCAGGCUCCCGUCUAGCAUUGACCAUGUCAUGCUCAAGUCCCUGGACUGGAAUGCUGAGUACGAGGUCUACGUGGUGGCUGAGAACCAGCAAGGAAAAUCCAAGGCAGCUCAUUUUGUGUUCAGGACCUCGGCCCAGCCCACAGCCAUCCCAGCCAAUGGCAGUCCAACCUCAGGCCUGAGCACUGGGGCCAUUGUGGGCAUCCUCAUCGUCAUCUUCGUCCUGCUCCUGGUGGUCGUGGACAUCACCUGCUACUUCCUGAACAAGUGUGGCCUGUUGAUGUGCAUUGCUGUCAACCUGUGCGGGAAGGCUGGGCCCGGAGCCAAGGGCAAGGACAUGGAGGAGGGCAAAGCUGCUUUCUCGAAAGACGAGUCCAAGGAGCCUAUCGUGGAGGUUCGGACCGAGGAGGAGCGGACCCCGAACCAUGAUGGAGGGAAACACACAGAGCCCAACGAGACCACGCCACUGACAGAGCCUGAGCUGCCUGCCGACACCACAGCCACUGUCGAGGACAUGCUGCCUUCUGUCACCACCGUCACCACUAACUCUGACACUAUCACCGAAACCUUUGCCACUGCUCAGAACAGCCCCACCAGUGAGACCACCACCCUGACCUCCAGUAUUGCCCCACCAGCCACAGCCACACCUGAAUCAAACUCUGUGCCCGCUGGCCACGCCACCCCUUCCAAGGGGCCUGGGGUGUCUGCCUCCUCCCCUGCCCCAGCGUCAGCCCCCAAGGUUGCUCCCCUUGUUGAUCUGAGCGACACCCCAACCUCAGCCCCUGCCACUAGCAAUUUGUCUUCUAGUGUCCUGGCUAACCAGGGGGCUGUCCUCAGCCCAAGUGCCCCCACGAGUGCAGGGGAGCCCUCCAAGGCCCCUCCGGCCAGCAAGCCGGCCCCCAUGCCAGUCCCCACCCCGACCGGGGCAGCCAGUCCCCUAGCAGCAGCGGCGGCUGCCCCUGCCACUGCCACAGAAGCCCCCCAGGCCAAGCAGGAGGCUCCCAGCACGAAAGGCCCAGACCCGGAGCCCACCCAGCCUGGCACCACGAAGAGCCCUGCCGAGGCAGCCACAGCCCUCGCUAGCCCGAAGAGCGAGGCUGCCUCUGCCAGCGCCACAAACCCUUCCCAGGGCGAGGACUUUAAAAUGGACGAAGGGAACUUCAAGACCCCAGAUAUUGACCUUGCAAAGGAUGUUUUUGCAGCCCUGGGCUCUCCUGCUCCCGCCGCUGGGGCCAGUGGACAAGCCCCUGAGCUUGCUCCUUCCACUGCAGACAGCUCUGUCUCGCCUGCGCCAGCAAAGACCGAGAAAGGCCCUGCAGAAGCAAAGUCGGAGUGCCAGGAGACAGAGACGAAGCCAGCGCCAGCCGAAGUCAAGACGGUCCCCAACGACGCCACACAGACAAAGGAGAAUGAGAGCAAAGCGUGACGGGUGACGGGAACCUAGCAAAGAUCAAAGCAAAAAGUGACACAACAGCUUCACCAGAGCAUUUCCAGUAUCACACGGACACACACACACACACAUCUCAUUCUUCUAGCGUCUUUUGCCUUUAAAAAAAAAAAAAUAAACAGAUAAACAUGGGAUCCCCUUUUUGUAGGUUUAUAGAAAGGGUUCCUCUGUUGCGCACUCACUUGUAAGAAAAUGAGACAAAAAGGUUAAACCCACAGCCAAACUAGGACACUCCGUUCCCUGAAACCAUUUAAAACUCAAACAAAAGGACCCUGAAUUAAGAAUCUAGGAAGCUCGAAAAGAAAAAAGAAAAAAAAAGAUCUAGGUUCAGGAAGACCACACUUGGUGUUACCCAAUUGGCACAGACCAGUUUCAGAGAAGUACAGUUUCAGGCACUAAGACAGACCGAGUGAACAAAGUCCACAGUUUAUUUUUAUACUUUCAGUCGAGUUCGAACUCUGUAAAACCUCAUAAAUAAGUUAUAAUUUCUGUUCACUUUGUAUUUGUUCAGUAUGCAAAGUGUGCCACCCUUUCUAGCUGAAUUCAGUUCCCACGUAGACUUGCUUUGUAGGAAGAAUGCCAAAUUGCAGCUUCUGGGGGUAGAUCUCAAUUUGCAGUAUUCAGACUUCUUUUUUUCUCUUUUUUUUUUUUUCUUUUUGCUUUCUGCCAACUUUGUUUUCAGUGUUUACAAUUUGACAAAUGUUUGACUUCAGUUGUGUUGAAAUGUCGGUGUGAAACAGCUGCCUUUUUGGUUUUGAAUACACGUAACAAAUACCGCCUGGAGGUAGGUAGGAUCAUCCCGGGCUUGCUUUAGCGCAGGACAGUGUUGCAAACUGUUUACAGUGGCUCUUCCCCCAUUGUGAUCUAUGGUUUUUGCCUGCUUCCAGCUCCGGUGAAAAUCCAUCUCGUUCUGCAAUGGUUUUGCUUUAGAUUUUUGGUUCUUUUUCUGUUGUUGUUCCUUUGGGGGUUAGACCACUUUCCCAUUAGCCGCCACCUGCCUGCAUGUGUGAAAAAGGCAUUCUCACCCGCUUCCUUCUGAAGGACUCCUUAGGCUUUGUUGAAUGAAGCAGAGAAGAUUGUAUAGUUGGGGCUGGUCUUGGUGAUCACACAUUUUUACCCCAAACAUCCCCUUUUGUGUAGAAAGCCAAAUAAAACAUAUACAUCCCAUUUCCUUUUGAGCCCAGAAUCUAGAUUUGAGCGGAAGACCAUGUGUGCUUCAGGGAAUUAGUGUCUUUUUUUGGAAAUCUGUUGAAGUAAAGUUACAUCGGCCUUCUGUUCACUUAGGCAGCAUUUAUAGAAACAAAAGAAAAAAAAAAAAAGCAACCUGUCUGGAGUCAUAACACAACUUUCCUGGAUUGGAAACCAAGUGGGGGAAAAAAAAUACAGAAACUUUUAAGGGGGAUGGGAGGGGGGAGAAGGGAAAAGCCAGCCCUUUGUAUAGAAAUUUUGCUUUUUUUUCUCAUUCUACUUUAGAACUGCAAGCUUGUGCACUGUGGAUGCGUGAAUAUUUUAGUGUGAAACGUGUUUUUGUCAUAGUAUUGAAAUAAAACUUCAGCAUAGUUUGGUUGUGGAAGGUAUAGCAGAUAGUUCAGAAGAAUAUUCAGGAAACAAAAAUAACUCUUAAAAGGAAUCGAAGCCUUUAAAUAAAGAAAUACAAAUGCUUAUGAUGAUGAAGAUGACGCUAAGCAAGCAGAAAUCGGUACUCCGGCACGCGUUCCUUUCCUAAGGUACAAAGCAGCAAAGAGGUUAGGGUGGCAAGACUGCCCCGAGUCCAUUCUGUGGGCCACACUUCCCAAUGUUCUGACACUUCUGCAGUCUGAUCAGUGGCGAUGCUAGAUUAUAAUUUCAAACUGUGAAACAUAAUGGUCUUGUCAUUUGCUAAAUGUGGGGUUAUUUUGCAUUUUCUCAGCUCCUGGGGAUGGAAAUGGAGGAUUCCAGAAUACACAGCCCUGGCCCCUUUGAUUCCAGGACCUGUGCAGAUUUGCAUUUCUAAUGCGCAGGCCCUCAGGAAAAGGCAACAGGAAGACAGAUCUUAGAGAACACAGCAGAACGUGAGAGACAGGGAAGGCCCGGCGGUGAGGGGCGGGCUCUUCCGGUCACAAAAUGGUUCAGUGGCACCGGUUCCUCAUCCUUAGGAUGUUGAUGGCUUUGACCAACCAGGCCAAGCCCGUGCCAUAGCUCAUCGACUGUGCAGUACCUUCCAAGUGGCUGUGGUUAGGCAAACUGAUUUUGGUUCUGAUGGUUAGGAAGAGACAGAGGUAUAGUCAGCCCUCGGACAUGCUGGCCCAGGGCAGCUGAACCCCCAGAACCCUGGCUCCACUGUUAGCUGGAACUCAAGACUCUGCCCACCUCGGUCUGCCUCUCUCCCUUGACACAGAGGUUUGUCUCCGCAUGCAUGAGUUUUCCUUUU